Molecule: messenger RNA, 3882 nt
Organism: Styela clava
Lineage: Eukaryota; Metazoa; Chordata; Ascidiacea; Stolidobranchia; Styelidae
Source: RefSeq, a predicted model, not a curated record
UAAUUUGGACUCUUUUUGACGUAAUUCCAAAAGCCAAUCGAUCAUGCCUACUUGUAACUUCCUACGAAAGCUACGAACAAUUGUUGGCACUUGUGGAACAUGUGGAGGGUCACAGCCGAACUUUUUAUAAAAUGGAACAAAACGAAAAUACCAGCAAGUACUCAAGUCGCUAGAUGCCAUUCUUUAAACGCAAAAUUAACUGAAACACCUACUUGACAAUUACCUCAACAUAGAAUGGCCGCAAGUUUGGUAUUGAUAAAAAUGCACAGUCCAAGAAAACGCCUUUGUCUAGAUUAGAGCAGUGUAUAAAGGUUUUUAAACAAAACAUGGGAAAUACUUUGAAGAAAUUACCAAGCAAAGAGAAUAAUGUUAAAUCGCCCAAAUGCAAAACAGAUAAUAGAAUACCACCAAAAAUUCAUGGUGACAAGAAAAAGCAAUCAAAAACAGAUAAGAGCAAUCGUUCAUCGAAUAAGGAGGCACAGCGUAACAGCAAAAAGGACUCUAAAAAACUUCCUGCCAAGGGCGCAAACACGAAAAAGAAGGCAUCACCAGUCGAGGGUUUAAAUUUUGGCAAACCAAACACUAAAAGUGAUGGUUCUGAUAAGUCUGGUAAAGUCAAAUUAAAGAAUCAAAAAACGCCCGUGCCUCCAAUAAAAAGUAAGUCGUUGAGUAAACCCAAUGAAUCUGGAAACGUUGAAAAUAUCAAUAGUAAAAGUGCAUUGGAAUACGAAGGAAAAUCCCGAAAGCCUUCACCACCAAUAAAGAAUGCAAAGGCUCAGUGUCUCACAAAAGGAAUAAAGGAUAAGAAAACACGAAAGAGUGAUUCUUCUACAAAAACUCAGUUAUCUUCUCCGAAGUCAGAGAAGGUGGGACUUGAAAGAAUUCAAAAGAUCUCACCGGAACAAAAAAAUACAAGCACAUAUACAGAUGCCAGUACUACCAGCACAACUAAAACUAUUAAAGUAAAGUUAUUGAAAAACACUGGAAAUAAAAAACUCACAAAAAAGAGAUCUGUUAGAAAUGCACAAUUGAAUACGGUGAAGCCCCCAACAGAUGAAAAUAUUGAGACCACCGAAGAUGGGCUCGGUCAGUCUCACAAUAUAAUGAUUAUGGUGGACGAAUGGAAGAAAGAAGAGGAGAAACUCCAAAAAGAAUAUGAAAAUGCACAGGAGCGUAUUAGAACUUCGUUAAGAGAAGAACAUCAAGCAAAAGCACAAGCACAGACUUGGAGAGCAAGAUUGGAAAGACUAGCUGUGGCUCACAGAGAAAAACUCUUUCGGCAAGCAACCUUACUGAGGGCUCGUCUACGGAGUGCCGAACAUCGACUUGUGUCUACAGAAAAACGAGCAAAAAAACUCGUCGUAACAAACAGUAAACUCAAAGGGAUGAUAGAUGUAGUCAAGGAGGAAGCGCGAUCGCUCCGUGUGGAAAGCGAGAAGAAGAGGGAAUCUGCGAGAAAGGAAUUAAAUGAAAAGCUAGUUUCCGUUGAAGGAGAUCUAAGAAAGUUAAAAGAACGCCUCAAGACUUCAGGCAUGUCAGAGUUAAAAAGCAUUGCCGAUGAAAAUAAACCUGCAAUCAUUUGUGCAAUAGCUGGUUCAGGCGCUAAUAACGAAUGCGACAUCAGUACAGACAUGGACGCGGACGGCCACCGCAUGUCAGAAGUACAUCGUAAAAAAGUUUCGCCGCAGAAAUUGAAGAAAACAGAAAACCUUCAAACAUGUAAUGGGCUGCUAAAUACAAAAAACGCUGUUCACUUUCCCAUUCCACCGACCUAUAUUCCAACGCCUUCAGUUAAUGCCUUUGGAUUUCCUCCCCCAUCUGUACUGUGUGGACCGGCGUACUCUCGCUAUGUCAGUCCGUCGUACGUAUCCUACCCUCCUCUUACCAAUAGCUACGCAUCGCCACCGUAUAUGACAGGACCGUCAUAUCCCAUAACUAAUGCGUCUUUGUAUCAAGAUAUAAUACCCCCUAUUCAGCCGUGUUUUACCAUGUCCCAUAACAAGCAUCGAGGAACACGUGGAAACCGAACAGUACCAGACCGAUAUUUGGGGGCGACAUUAGGAAGUGCCAAGCCCAGACAGAAAGUAGGGCACCAAAUGGAAAUUUCUGACAGACUAUAUAACAACCCAAAAAAUUCUGACUUUAACACCAACAUACUGCAACGCAUUCCCUGCAAUCGAGAUCUUAAUAAAAUUGCUAUGAAUUCACAAAUAAAAGACUUACGCGUGAAAGAUACAUCUGGACGCACCAUUAAUAGACCAAAUGUUUCAUCGAGGAGACAGCCCAUCCGAAUUCCGACUGCUGAAAUACAUAAUUCCUCAACAAACUAUGAUACAAGUUCAGCAAGCAAUAGCACACGCAAUCCACGGUGCCGAGUCAACCAGCAAUAUGUAGUAUCCGAAAGAGAAGUUUACAACGCCUACGCCAGAAGUCGACAUCGUCCGAAUACCUUUCUGCACGACAAUGACUGUGAAAAUUGUGAUCCUGUCCCAACAGAUGAAGUCGUGUAUCCAACUGGCGCAGUCCAUAACAGUAGUCGAAAAACGGACGAGUCUCCUCAUUCAAAUGGUGAAGGUAAUCGCAACGAACUUGACAGUGGCGCAAUUUUUUACAAAGGCAUAUCGACUGAAAAAAAGCAAAAUGGAACUGGGACUUAUUUCAGCUCAUCUCUCAACAGCGGAAAGAGGAAUCUUUCCCAUACAGACACCCCGUCAGUUGUCGAGUCCGCACCAACACCUUAUAAUGAAAGAGGCUAUUUCGGAGAUUUCGAAAGAUCGGCAUCUACGCUGGAAGUUGCAAGAAAACGUCGGAUCAUUGGGCGCCGUGACAGGAAGCUUUAAGUCGUAUCAUAGGUUCAUCAUAAAGUAUUUUCCGCUCUGUUCACCUCAAUAAUAUUCAAUUUUAAAUAAAUGUGUAAUUCCCGUCUCGCCAGAAUGUUUUGUAAACUUUUUGCAUACAGUUUUUCGGGCAUUAAAUACACUUAAUCAUCACUACACCUUUGCAGCACACGCCAGCAGUGUUAACAACCGAGUUCAAAGCCGCAACAAUGUUCUAAAGUCACUCGCGGGUACUACAUGGGGUAAAGACAAGAAUACACUCCUUACCACCUACAAACCUAUCGGUCGAUCCGUCGUAAAUUAUGCUGCACCAAUUUGGACACACCAGCUCAGCGCUACGCACUGGAACUCCCUACAACGAAGGCAAAAUGCGGCUCUUAGAACUAUCACAGGAUGUCACCUCAUGGCCAGCGAAAAUCAUCUCCACCGAGAAACAAAGUUGCUGCCAGUGAAGGCUCACAAUGAAAUGCUAUCCUCGCAAUUCCUUGCCGGAUGCUACGACCAAUACCAACCCUGCCACAUAACAAGCAUCAGAGAACCGCCACAUCGAAAAAUCAAGAAGGGAUUGAUUGAGACAUUUGGCUACUUGGCUGAAGCAUUUUCCAAUAUGCCGAGAAAUAUAGCACUCCAAGAAAUUCAUACUAAAUUCGUGUCAGACUACCUUUGCCACCAAAAACAAAACUUGGUCCUGGGAGGUCGCCAAACAAACCACUACAUGACACGCAUUGAUCCAGCAAUAAGGGAUAUCUGCCCCGAGUGCGGAACCGGCCCGCAUCUAUUUAUAUGUUCAGCCAAACCAACACAUCUAACUACAAGGGACCUGUGGGAGAAUUCGGUCGAAGCCGCCAUGUUCCUGGGUCUUCAAACACAGAACGACGAAGGGUGUUAACAACAACAACUUAAUCAUUGCGGGGACAAGUCACACCCAGUGUAUUUGUUCAAAUGAACCUUGGCGCAUUUUACUCAUUGGAGCGGCAGGUUUUAUGCCAGAAACGUAUUUAUUUUCUAUCUGAACUGGCACAAAACGUGUUAAGCCAGAGCUCAC